AGAACUAGAAGAUCAAUUUUUUAACCUCAAAAAUAAAAAUACAUGCGCAGUAUCCUCUUUAUAUUCUGUGAAAAAUAUACACGGGUGAAUGAAAAACAAGUUGUUGUUUUUAUGUAAUAAAAAAAAAAUUAGUUAAUUUUAUCUUUAUUAGGUAAAAUAGAAAUUGGAAUGAGUACUACAUAUUUUUAUUUGGAAGUGCAGGCCGAUCUGAGCGGUGAAAUGCGACCAGAGCUAAUAGUGCAACAUUUGAUAAGUGAAGCGGGAAAACAACUUUUUGGUGAAUGUGGGGCCCCUCAAGCUGACGUAUUGAGAGUGAGUCCAAGUGGAACCAUUUUGCUACGUGUUCACGCACGUCACCACCGUCGCUUACGUGCUGCACUUGCUCUGUGCCCUAAAACAGUAAGAGUAUAUGCAGAAGCACCAUCACUCCAGGCUCUAAUUUAACAUCUUUAAUCAGCAUGUCGUUGCGCGAGGAGUGGACGGGUCCCGGCGGCAAGGACCUGCUGGUGGUGGCGGCACCCGAGGUGCUGGCGGCUCCAAGCCGCGCCAUACUUCCCGAACCACCACCAGCGCCUGGUCUCGUGAAUGCCGACGGCUCCAUCAACUGGGGCUGCCCGUGCCUUGGAGGCAUGGCCACUGGGCCUUGUGGCACCCAGUUCCGAGAUGCCUUCUCCUGCUUCCACUACAGUGAAGCGGAUCCAAAGGGCAGCGACUGCUACGAGAAGUUCAGCGUGAUGCAGGAGUGCAUGUCGCAGUACCCCGACCUGUACGGCAAGGAUGAGGACGAGGACGAGGACGUGGCUGAGGCCACAGCCAGUGCCGAGCUGGCGACGAGUGUGGCGAGUGCGGCGAGUGCGCCGAGCGCUCAGGCCGACGCCGAGGCGCCGCGCCCCGCCGCUGCCGCAGCAAACAACUAGGCACUCUGCAUGGCUGCAGUUGGGCGUAGCUAGGAAGGAAUACGUUUGGACAAGUCUCCAACUCCACAAGAAUAAUGAUCCCACGUUUUGAGAAGUUUACCAAGAGAGAUGAAAGAUGUUGGCUACCCCCAUAUGCUAGUGAUAUCGUCUAGUGGUUAAACGUUCGUGUCACCUACUCCAUAGACGCUGAGGAAGGAAGUGCGUGCAGCGGAUAAUAAACAUUAUAACAAUUCAAUAGUAACUUUAUAGUUUGGUUAACUUAAGUCUUACACGGAAGUCUAUUGACACACCUGUUAUAGGACGUGUAUAAUAUAUGCAAGUGUCUAGUGAAACAAGUGUAAGGGUGCGCACACAAAUGCUUAGUAAAUAAAACAAAGUUAGUAGAUAAGUUCGCUUGAUUUCAUUUAGACCAAUGACGUAUGCAUAACCCCACAAAUGAAUUACUGACUCUGUGGAGUCUAGUAACUGGCAUUAAAAGCUUAUGUUUGUUCCUAGUGUUUAAAGAAUACACAUCCUUAUUCUUAUUAAAGCUAUAUGUUUUUAUGUAAAUACAUUGCAUUUUCAUAAAUAUAUUGCGAUGCCAAAGUU
This is a messenger RNA of Parnassius mnemosyne (clouded apollo), 1505 nucleotides long. The record is from the annotation of a GenBank genome assembly. NCBI's taxonomy places the organism in Eukaryota, Metazoa, Arthropoda, Insecta, Lepidoptera, Papilionidae.